Suillus plorans is the source of this 2496-nucleotide messenger RNA. RefSeq lists its product as uncharacterized. The record is from RefSeq and is a predicted model, not a curated record. NCBI's taxonomy places the organism in Eukaryota, Fungi, Basidiomycota, Agaricomycetes, Boletales, Suillaceae. Bases 1 to 2496 code for a protein of 831 amino acids. The transcript is spliced from 5 exons.
AUGGGUCGCUAUCAUGUAAAAUCAGGGUCUAUCUACGGUUUUCAGCGGCCAAAUACAUUCGAGCGCAUGAAGGCUCACGACUACGAAUCUGCUCGCGAACAUAAUGUGUAUUACCCAUUUUCUGGGAGGGAUGAAUGGGAACUCGCUAAGUUUCUCAUUGAGAAUCUGAAUCAGGGACAAAUAAGUCGGUUUUUGAAGCUAUUAUGGGUCACACGGAAACCACCUUCAUUCAAAACUGCGCUGCAACUAAUCACCUUCAUGGAUGCCCUGCCAAAGGGACCGCCGUGGCGCUGCACAACAAUUGAGACGGACGGUUACAUUACUACUCACCCUGUGCACCUCAUCUGGCGUGAUGCCUUAGAAGUGACAAAGCACAUAUUCGGUAAUCCGAUUUUCGCCAAUGACAUGGAAUUCGACCCAUAUGAAAUAUUCGUUAAUGGAGAACGGGAAUAUGGUGAGUGGAUGUCGAGUUCACGUGCGCAUGAUAUCCAGGACGAGCUUCCGCGGGGUGCUACCAUUGUGCCUAUUGUUCUUGCAUCAGACAAAACUCCGGUAACUCGACAAACCGGAGGUCUCGAGAUGCAUCCAACAUUCCUUACCAUCGCCAAUAUCCGAUCUGACAUUCGCAUGAAAGCUACUGCUCACGCAUGGUCGUGCAUCGCGUACAUGCCCAUUCCCCAGUACAUUUGCAAUCCCGAAUUCUCUUCGCUCUUGCAAGCCCGUAUGUGGCAUCGGUGCAUGGACAUAGUCUUCGAAAAUCUAAAGCAUGCAGCCGCUGUAGGCACAGAUAUGGUGGACCCAUUGGGUCUCUUACGCUACGCCUUUACCCCCUUGUUGUAUGAACCUCGUGAUGGCCAAGGCACACUCACGACGCUUGAAGAACUUGGCCGGCGUAUCGACCCCUGGAAGGUCCAGGAGUUUCAAGAAGCAGCUAAAGCAUUACAUCUCAAUGGAGUGCAGCUUCCCUUCUGGCGCGACUGGCGCUUCGCUAAUCCGGCUAUUUUCCUUGCGCCCGAGCUUCUACAUACUUGCCACAAAUUUUUCUUCAAUCAUAUCCUCAAGUGGUGCAAGGAAGUUGUUGGGGCUGAUGAACUCGAUACUCGCUUUCGUUUGCAGCAUAAACGUAUCGGAACCCGUCACUUCGGGCAAGGUGUCUUGCAUGUCCAGCAGAUGACCGGCCGGGAACAUCGGGACAUUCAACGCACAAUUGUGCCCACAAUUGCAGGCGUCGCCGAUCCUGAUUUUGUCCGUGCUGUGCGUGCACUUGUUGAUUUCAUUUACAAAGCGCAGUCUCCAACUUUCACUCCGACAUCGAUCGCUGACAUGAUCUCCUCGCUCCAAGAGUUCCAUGAAUUCAAACCUGCAAUUCUCCAUGCUGAGGCUCGUCGUGGAUCAUCGGGUCCCAUCGAGCAUUUCGACAUCCCCAAACUCGAGCUCUUGGCAUCGUUUGCUCGAGCCAUCCCCCAGCUUGGCUCUAUCAUACAAUAUACUGCUGAUGUUAGUGAGCGUAUGCUCAUCACACAAUGCAAAAAUCCAUUCGAGCGCACCAGCCACCAGCGUGCAACGUUUACCCAGCAAGUCGUCCGUCUCUUAGACCGGGAAGAAACUGCACGCCAGUUCGACCUCUAUGCCCUCCUCCGCUCAAACAACAUGUCCCUCAACAACCUCAUUGUCAACGAAUUUGACGAAGUCGUUGACAUGGACCCCAUGUUGGGCUGGAUCCUGUGUGUUGCUCCUGAAGAAUUGUCUCGUUUUCAAGGCCCACGUCCCGUUCGCAAUCAUUUCCUCAAAGGUUUGCUGUCCGAAGACAGCAAGAUCGCCUUCCACAUCACAGUAUCUAGUGAUCACACCAACAAGACACCGCUUUUUUUGGCACACUUAUACCAGCUUCCUGACUUCCCCUUGAAGCUUCGCUCCUUCAUAGAAGGGAGUAUCAAUCAUGUGCUCACAACCCACUUCCAGAACCGUCCGCUCAACGUCUGGAACAAGUUUCGUCUUCAGUUGCAUUCGACGUUGCGUCCGCGUCUCGUCAUGCCGAGCCAGCAAGUACAAGCAUAUCCGCCAUCUACCAACUAUCCUCUUGGAAAUUGCGAUGCUGUCCUGCUGCAGAUGCACAAUGAAAAUGCCAUUGUAGCUCAAGUUCGCAUGGUGUUCGGCUUGUCAAAGAAAGGCCCACCGUUGCCUGCUGAACUUGAUCAAAUCUUCCUCUAUGUACAGCUCUUCGAAGUCGUCGCACGUCCUCAAGAUGAUGUUGGAGUCAUGAUGUUCCGCGUCAAGCGCCAUUUUGUGACCGGUCCUGAUGGCACACAAGUGCGGGUUGGCAUGAUCAUUCCUCUGCUCGAUGUUACCCAUGCGAUCGAGCUCAUUCCUGUUUACGGGGACAGAGCUAAUCGUGCUGUUAAAUCUUCGACGUGUUUGGAACGCUAUGAUACCUUCUAUCUUAACAAUUUUUCAGACAAGGAAUGGUAUCACACGCUACAUACAGACUUUAUGUAG